GACUGUCUUCAGACAGAACAUGGCUGUCCUGUCAGAAGACCAAUGAGGAAAAAAGCUAAUUUUGCAUAAUCGAUCUUAUUUUUACGUCGUUUCUGGCCAACUGAACGCCGUGGAGAGAAGUUAAAGAGAGGUUUUCGAGAUGAGCGGUUUGCCAGAUAGAAUGGCAAAUGGCCCAAGCAGCAAUGAAGACUUCGAGAAAGAUGCACAGAUUUGGGAGAGACCGUGGACUCUUGAACAGAUGCGGCAGACGAGUUCCAACUGGUCACUGGCAGCUGACUCGGGUCUUUUCCUGUUCCUGCAAGACUUCUCCCAGAGAAUGCUGUCGAAAACACACGAGAUUGAAAAGCAGCUAGACAGUCUGAUCCGUGACACCAAGGCCACAGACAGCUGCUUACACUCUGUGUUUAAUGACUUCCUCAUGCUUUCCAAUACACAAUUCAUCGAAAAUAGAGUGUAUGAUGAAGAAGUAGAAGAAACUAUCACCAAGGUUGAUGCUCUGGAGAAGCAGCCUGAGCAGGAAAAGACUCGAGAGCAGAAAGAAGCCGAGUUGAUACCUAAAAUGCAAGAAGCCGUGAACUAUGGCCUACUGGUGCUGGAAUCUGCGUUUGAGCAUUUAGACAUCAAAGCUGGAAAUUCUGACUCAGAAGAUGAGGAGGUCACAGACAGAGUGGAGGCCAUCCUGGAGCCCAAGGAUCUUUACGUGGACAGGCCUCUUCCUUAUCUCAUUGGUUCUCAAGCCUUCAUGGAGCAAGAUGAUGUUGGACUUGGAGACCUUUCUAGCGAUGAAAUGUCAGUUGACAGAGACAGUGUUAUUGAGAGUGAAGAUGAUAAAGAAGCAGUUCAAUCAGAUGAUGACUUUAACCAGGAUGUGGAUGAAGAUCACAUCAGUAAUAAGAAGAAGACCUCCUUGUUGAGCUAUGAAGACGAUGAUGAAGAAGAUCGGGAUUCUGAUAUAUUUGGAGAGUCAGACAAAGAUGACGACGACGAUGAUGAUGUAAAGUCUUUAUGUCACAUUCAGAAUGCCGUCCCAUCAUCCUUCACUGAUGAGCUUGCAGCCCGAAUCAAAGGUGAACCAAUUAACAAACCAGAGGGAGAUCACAAGGCAUUGAUAACUAAGAAGAAAAGUAAAGGCAGAAAAGAAUCAAAGCCUCCAGAGCCGCAGGCAGCUGACAAUGACAGCGAUGACAUGUUUAAGCCACCAAAGAUGGACGAUGAUGACUUUUCUCCAUUUGGGGGGAAAAGUGGCCUCUUUAGCGGAGGAAAAGGCCUGUUUGACGAUGAUGAUGAGGGUGAUCUUUUCUCUGAAGCUUCAAAGCCUGCUGUGUCACAAGAGAAAGCACUACAAGAAAACACAAAAAGCACACCUCACAGGGCAGAAAACAACCUUUUUGGCUCAGAAAAUGAAUCUGAUUCAUUAGAGAAAAAGGAAAAUGGAACUCCAGGUCCAAUAACCCACCCAAUGUCAAAUCCAAGUCUGAGAGGUGGUAGCUUUGCUGUAGCAGGAGGAGGACUAUUUGAUGAUGAAGACGAUGACUUCUUUAGUGGUCAAAGCCUGAAAAGUACUAGCUCUGAAAAACCCAAAAAGGCUAUAGACCUUUUUGAUGAAGACGAAGAGCAUGGCGACAUAUUCAGUGACAAAUACAGUGCUUCAAAUCAGAACAAAAAGGAGGACGCAGAAGCGAAAGCCAAACCACCUGAGAAAAAGAUGCCAGCAGGAGCUGUGUCUUUGUUUGGUCCUGGGACUAAAAGCUUGCUCACUGAGGGUCUGAAAAAACAUCAGCUAUCUACCAGCGAGGAGCCUGAGAAACCUGGAGAGAACGGAUCUCCUCCAGCUGUUGGUAAGGCUGCUGUUAAGCCGAUUCAGAAACCUCAAGCCAGAGGCCUGUUCUCUGAUGAUGAAGAUUCAGAGGUGUUUCCAGCACUAUCGCAGAACCAGUCUAAACUUAGGCCUUCAAGCGAGGCCAAAAUCAGCAAGGCCCCUCUGUCAUUAUUUGAUGAUGAAGAAGAGGAGGAUCUGUUUGGAUCUGCAACAAAGUCUAACCCAAAUCCAACUAAAGCUUCCACACCACAACCCAAGAAGACAGCCUAUAGCUCCCUCUUCAGUGAUGAUGAGGAUCAGGGGAUCAGCUCUAAAAGUAGUACGGGGAAAUCAGAGCUCAUUAUAGGAGGGAUGAAGUCCAGUGCCAGUGCCCCUUCCAAUCUCCCCAGUGCCAAAGUACCUCCUAAAAGCAGCCUCUUUGAUGAUGAUGAUGAGGAUGAUGACCUGUUUGCACCAACAAAAGAGACAAGUCAGAAGCCACAGCAAGGUGCUCUCUUGUUUGAAGAUGAGGAUGAUGAAGAUAAAGGAUCUUUCUUUGACGUGAAACCUACUGUUAACACAAGUACUGCAAGCCCUGCUACUAAAUCUGUCACUAUGGCCUCUCAGUCCCCCUCAGAAAUGUUUUCAGAAGACCAGCCUUCAGAAGCCAAGGAGAAGCCAACAGUAAAAAAAGAUCCAUUCAUGUCAUUGCCGCCACCAGUUAACGCUGAAAGCAAAAAGAAACCCGCCGGAGCUGUCAGUCUGUUUGGAGGCAUUGACGUUCUUGUCAACAAACAAAUCAAAAGCCCAUUGGUGGAAGGUGACAGUGACGACGUCUUCCUCUCGCAAGCCAGUCCACCACCACCAAAUGUUAAAAAGCAAGAGGAGAGGAAGGAAGAGAAAGUCAAACCAAACACUGUUAGUUUGUUUGAUGAUGAUGAUAAGGAAGAUGAAUCAGAGUGGAAUGAUCCAGUAUUCAGCUCCAGUAAACCCAUGUCUACAGACACUAAAAAACCUGCAGAGGCGCAGCAGCAGAAAAAGAGCACAGGAGUGUUCCAGGAUGAGGAGCUGCUCUUCAGUCACACACAGCAGAAAGACAAUGACCCAGAUGUUGACCUGUUUUCCACUUCAGGGAACCCUACAGCAAAACUCAGCUCAGUGAAGGCAGCAAUACCAAGUCUAUUUGCAGAUGAUGAGGAUGAUGAUGACCUCUUCAGCUUCGUCAAGCCCAAAGUGCUUCCUCCGAAAGUAGCAGAAAAACCCAGCAAGACAGCUGAGAGACCAGCUGUGAAAGUACCAAGUUCUGUCUCUGUACCAGAGAGUCUGAAACCUGCAUCAAGUCCUGUAAAAGCUAAAGAAACCUCAUCAAGGAUUGGGAAACUUCAAGCCAAUCUGGUAAUCAACCCGUCUGCUUUGCUUCCUGGUGCUGUUCCAAGUAAGCCAGGGGGUGUUGGUGUCCUCCCUGGCACUGCUCAGAGUUCUUCUUCUGGGGUGUCCAGCUGUAGCUCAACUCCCACAACUCCUGUGUGUCUCCAGGCAGAUAGUGAGGCAGGGGUGAGCUUUGACACCCCGGUUCAAGUCACAACAUUGCAGAGCACACACAAGAGUCGUACCAAAGGGUCUGCGCAUCGUAGGCCUCAGUCUAGAGCUGCAAGACAGCAAGCAGCCCAAAGAUCUGUGGAGGAUCGAGAAGACAGAGGUGAUCUAGAACAGACCCCAAGCCUGUCCGACUUAAACUUGCCAGCAUUAGGAAAGUCUAAAUACACUCAUGGCAGUCCGAUACAACCAAAGUCAACUGUAGCAACAACAACCACCUCACAUUCUCAACCUUCAUUCACUGAAAUCCCCCCCAGGCCGUCCGUGCUGACAUUGCCGGGAUACACAAACCCUGAAAAGAAAGAUGCUAGCAAAGAGAACACCACUACCCAGGUACUACUUUCUCCAGAUGCGGACAACCUCUUCGGUUCAGACAGUAUCACUGGUGCCACCUCGGCUCAGAAAACCCACACAGCCUCCACCAGAGGCACUACAAAGACUACACAAAGCAGUAAAGGCUCAACGCCGAAGAACAAAGAUAAAACUCCACUCUCUAUUUUUGAUGACAGCAAUGAUGACCUUUUCAAAAAGGUCAAGCCACGUCCUUCGACCAAGAAAGCUGAUGCCCCUUCAUUUUUGGAAGAUGAUGAUGAUGACAUCUUUGGCAUGAGCAACAGCUCCACACCCACAUUAUCUAUUAGUGAAGAUAUCAACAGCAGCAAUGGUCUGUCAAAGCAAGAUAUCUCCAAGGAUGAAGUAGCUGCUGUGCCUAAACCUCACAAGAAUCACAAAGAAAAGCCCAUUGAUUCCAGUUUGUUUGACGACAACAUUGAUAUUUUUGCUGAUCUAAUGGAUACUGUAAAUCCCAAGCAGACAUCCAAAAGAAAAGGCGAGACCAAAUCUAUUUUUGAUGAUGACAUGGAAGAUAUCUUCUCAACAAGCACAGUAAAAUCUUCAGUGAAGGCUCCUCCCAAAUCAAAGAAAACACCAGCAUCCCAAGAGCCCAGGUCAACAGGAGACUUCAGUGACAUAUUUGAUGAUCCACUUAAUGCUCUUGGUGGGAAAUGACCUGUUUUUUUUGUUGUUUUUUGGUGGGGUGGCGGGCAGUUUUAUGCAAUUUAUGUUGAAUGGAGCAAAAAUUGCCAGUUGGCUACACUGUUAAUAUUUAUUCAUAUAAAUGCUUAUAUUAAACUGGUUUGAGAGGUACACAUAAAUGAAAAGGAUUUUCAUUGUCUUCUCAUUUCGUCUCUCAUCCAGAUCAUAUUAUGUAACUGUUAUUAAAUGCAGUUUCUGUAAUCUACAUGAUAGCACUUUAUAAGCAAACUAUGUGCUUUGUCUCAAAGCCUGCAGAAAUUACAAGUAAUUUGUUUUGAAGAUUUUUUUUUUUCCCCUCUGCAUUUUGAGAUUCAACAUCUUUGAGUAUGUGCCAUAUCAUGUUUGACAGAUCAGUGUUUGCUUACUGCCGUAGCCAUUUUGACUUUUUUUUUUUUUAUUAAUAUGAAAUUCAUACAUUUCUUAACUUUGCCUGUGAUGAAAACAUAAUUCUUUUUUUAUAGCUAAAAAGAGGUUUUAUUUUAUCUGGAACAUGCGUGAUCAAUUCGCACGUCCUCUUGCUUUUUGUGUCUCGCCAUAGAAAUAUUGAUCAUUAUCUACUUAUAAGCAGAUGUCUGUUUCAAACUUUAGUACUGUGUAUUAAUACAAUUUCAGCAUACUUUUUGGAUGAUUCAGGUUCAUCUGUUUUGUCAAAGUUGGUAUUAAAUAAAUAAAAGUGGGAUUUGA
Messenger RNA from Thalassophryne amazonica, 5113 nucleotides. RefSeq names its product WASH complex subunit 2C (gene washc2c). Gene Ontology annotation, biological process: retrograde transport, endosome to Golgi; protein localization to endosome. Gene Ontology annotation, molecular function: retromer complex binding; phosphatidylinositol phosphate binding. NCBI's taxonomy places the organism in Eukaryota, Metazoa, Chordata, Actinopteri, Batrachoidiformes, Batrachoididae. The transcript has 30 exons. The record is from RefSeq and is a predicted model, not a curated record. The coding region runs from base 140 to 4402 and encodes 1420 amino acids. Gene Ontology annotation, cellular component: early endosome; WASH complex.